AUAUUUGUGAAUCGAGACGCGAUAACUGAGAUAUAUUGUAACCAACUCAAUGUACAAGUUUAGAUAAAAUGGAAGUGUUCAACAGGAUGUGUUCAAUUAAAGUUUUUUUCAUUUUGGUUAUUGUGAACAAUGAUCUACCAGACAGUGUAGCAAACAUACCAAGUUCAAUUCAACACGCGGUUGGAAGCUGUUCGUUUACAAAUAACGACACGUGUGGUUACGACGUAAUAAGCCAGUGGGGAAUUCAUAAGGGACACUACUUGUUUAUGGGACAUCAACUUCUCAACGGAGGCAAAGAUAACGACUUCUACGCGUUGUUUGAUCCACCGCAUUACCCACUGAAUGCUAUUCCUAGAAGUUCGUAUUCCAUGACCUCGCCACUGUUACCAGAAGGCAAAGCGUGUCUCAGUUUCUACUACGUACUUCCUGCUUCCAUAGCAACACUUAACGUGAGGAUACGCACAGAGGAGAAUGACACAGUGUUACUGUGGAGCGUGACUGGUCGAGGGAUUAGGAACUGGACAAGAGAGAAGGGGCUAUUUUUGGCAAACAUCCAUAAUUUUGUGGUAGAAUUUGUAGGGAAAACGUCCCUUAAUGCUUAUAUUGGAGUCGAUAACAUAACAAUUGAAAGUUUCACUUGUGAGAACGGAUACGAGCCGAUUAAGGAGGACGUACUAGAAGUUUGUGCGGGCCGCAGUAAUCAUGUGCCUGAAUGUGAACCUGUUGAUUGUGGAUAUCUAAUGGCACCACAACAUGGCAACGUGUCAUACACCAACACUACAUACGGGUCUACGGCUACACUAUCGUGUCAGACCGGAUACAUCCUAAAUGGAAGUAACACAUCAAGCUGUGACAGCAGUGGACGUUGGGACAGUACUGGUCAGACAUGUGUUGUCAUUGAUUGCGGGCGUCUAACGGCACCACAACAUGGUAACGUGUCACAAAUCAACACCACAUACGGGUCAACGGCUACAAUAUCAUGUCAGACCGGGUAUAUCCUCAAUGGGAGUAACACAUCCAGCUGUGACAGCAGCAGGUAUUGGAACAGUACUACUCAAACGUGUGAUGUUCUUGAUUGUGGAUAUCUAAUGGCACCACAACAUGGCAACGUGUCACACACUAACACCACAUACGUGUCUACGGCUACAAUAUCGUGUCAGACCGGAUACAUCCUAAAUGGAAGUAACACAUCAAGCUGUGACAGCAGUGGACGUUGGAACAGUACUGGUCAGACGUGUGUUGUUAUUGAUUGUGGAUAUCUAAUAGCACCACAACAUGGCAACGUGUCACACAUUAACACCACAUACGGGUCUACGGCUACAAUAUCGUGUCAGACCGGAUACAUCCUAAAUGGAAGUAAUACAUCAAGCUGUGACAGCAGUGGGCGUUGGGACAGUACUGGUCAGACAUGUGUUGUCAUUGAUUGCGGGCAUCUAACGGCACCACAACAUGGUAACGUGUCACAAAUCAACACCACAUACGGGUCAACGGCUACAAUAUCAUGUCAGACCGGGUAUAUCCUUAAUGGAAGUAACACAUCCAGCUGUGACAGCAGCGGGUUUUGGAACAGUACUACUCAAACGUGUACUGUUCUUGAUUGUGGAUAUCUAACGGCACCACACAUGGCAACGUGUCACACACCAGCACCACAUACGGGUCUAAUGCUACAAUAUCGUGUCGGACCGGAUACAUCCUGCGUGGCGAUGGAAUGGUUACGUGUGACAGUAAUGGACAUUGGAAUAGUACUAGUCAAAUGUGUACAAUUAUUGAUUGUGGACAUCUAUGGGCACCACAACAUGGCAGCGUGACACACACCACCACGACAUACGGGUCUACGGCUACAAUAUCUUGUCUAACAGGAUACAUCCUACGUGGUAGUGGAAUUGUUACGUGUGACAGUAAUGGACAUUGGGGCAGUACUGGUCAGACAUGCUCUACUGUGGAAAUGGAUUUAAAUAAAGCGAUACGCGCUGGAUGCAGUAGCAUCGGAUGGAACAUAUCCGUUGAUAUGUCGAUACUGCAGCAAAUGUACCCUUUUGUUUUACCGAACAACAUUUAUUUUGGCGAGACGUCUUGUAAAGGAUCUUUAAGUCGUAAUAUUCUUCAAUAUACAUUUGGAUUUAAGGAUUGUUUAACGAAUGAAAAGAUUUCCGGUGAAGCCAUUAUAUAUGAAAAUAAACUCAUUUACGCCACAUUUGACCUGCUAAAUUCACAUUUAAUUCGGAAUCACGUCUGGACGUCAUUCAUCGCGAGGCAACAUCUUCUCACAUCCAUCAUGACGUUAACACGCACCAUUCUUCGUUCGUAGUGCAUAACAAUAUCAGCCUAGGAUUUUAUUCGGAUCCAAGCUUUACGCGGGAAAUAGCCGGCAAUCCCUUGCAUGCCAGCAUUGGUGAUACAAUUUAUGUUAAAGUGUACACGACGGUUUAUGAUUGGUCAAUAAAGAUGCGCCUCCAUUCCUGCAUAACGAAACCUUGGCAAAACUCAAACUCAACAUUAGACUACCUUCUGAUUAAUGACGGCUGUGAAAUCGACGCCAACACACACAUAAUGUCACAAUCUGCGCACCAGACUACGUUCAUGUUUCAAGACUUCGAAUAUUCGGACAACCCGGAGGGCCUGGAUGUUUAUUGUAACGCUACCUUUUGUCACGCGUCUGAUUUUACUCCGACAUGUUUGCAAUCUACAGCCAUAGGGCAUUCGUGUAUAAAUUGUAUAUUUCAAUUAAAAUGACAUAACUCUUUUGCAGGAAAUCUAAAAACCUAAACGCAAUUCAGAUUGGCACACUAUUGAGUUCGUUGUCCUAAUCAUGUUAAUGCUACCAAGUUGUAAUCCUUAAUUGGCCAAAUAUCAGUAGGCAUAUGCUAUUUAACAUCAUCUACCAUUUAUGUUUCGAAUAAAAUGUGAGUGUAAGAAAGUUUUACAAUGAUAGUCUGCGAUAUAUCAAAAUAGGUUUACAGAUAAAUCUUUGGAUUAAUA
Molecule: messenger RNA, 2979 nt
Organism: Dreissena polymorpha
Lineage: Eukaryota; Metazoa; Mollusca; Bivalvia; Myida; Dreissenidae
Product: P-selectin-like
Exons: 15
Coding region: 69-1808 (579 amino acids)
Cellular component (GO): membrane
Source: RefSeq, a predicted model, not a curated record